AUGGUGUCUCCGGAUCUUCUCGCCGCGAGGGAGCCAAGCCUGGACAUCAAAACAGAGCCGGCGUCGCCACUAGCGGCAGCGACAGGCGAGGAGCUGCAAUAUACCGCACCAGAAGCCGAGCCGAUCAUACCCGACACCAAGCAAAAGGGCCCUACCGCGUGCGGCGUCUGUGAAGCAGCUGCGUGGAGAUACAAGUGCUCUCGCUGCUAUCUCCCAUACUGCUCUGUUGCGUGCAACAAAGCUCAUCAGGAAAACCACCCUCCCGACCCCAAGCCCGAGCCGGUCCCAGAGCCCCCAAGCGAGCGGCCUGCCAAGCCGACCGGUCCCGCCAAUCCUUUCCAGGCUCUAGACAACUCGGAGACGCUCGCAUGGCUGUUUCGAAAGUACCCGAACCUGCCGCAGCAGCUACUCGACAUACACUCGGCUACUCAGCCGCCGCCCGAAGACCCGAGCAAGCAGAUUCCAGCCUCGCUCAUGCAGGGCAUCUCGAGCCGGAGCAACUGGUCCCAGGAAAAGGGCAUCAGCAGGGGCAAGGCAGCGUUGCGCAGAGCUCGACAGCUCCCGGGAGAGGCUGGCGAGGCGGUCCGGGAGUACUGCACGCUAAUUUCGCUCCUCCUUAGCGAGGAGGAGGCAAAGGACAGCUCGAGGGCAAUGCUCCAGCAACAAUUCGCACAGCAGGACGCCGAUAUGAUCCGGCAACUCAUGGAGGCGGAAACGAGCCGUCGAUGA
Molecule: messenger RNA, 729 nt
Organism: Hirsutella rhossiliensis
Lineage: Eukaryota; Fungi; Ascomycota; Sordariomycetes; Hypocreales; Ophiocordycipitaceae
Product: HIT zinc finger domain-containing protein
Exons: 2
Coding region: 1-729 (242 amino acids)
Source: RefSeq, a predicted model, not a curated record